AUCGACAGGCUAAUCGUAUCAUAUUACACAUGCCCUUGAAAUGAUUUAACAGCAGGAGGAGGGCAACACAAGGGAGCUGGGGUUGAACCCCACCUGACGCUAACUCCAUUAACAUCCCCCCUCCUCACCCCACCCCACCACAUCAUGUUCCCACGUUGACUUAUGAAAUGAAGAGCACAUCUGGUCCAUUCUGCUCCAGUGGGAAACGCUCGCGCUCAAGUCGCUCGGCUCCGCUACAAGCUGCAGUUUACUUCCAAAAAUCGCACUCCCACAACUGACGCCCACAAAACUCCUCAAGAUAAAACGGCAUAUAUUUGGAGAGCUCAUUUCUACUGCGCCGCUGCCGAUGCCUGGACUGAAUUCUUCUAAAAUUAAGCCAGCCCCGCGCUGUAGUCAGUGCAUGUUCCCAACCUCUGUCUCUCUCCUACCUGUUUCGGAGGUUUUAUAGAGAAUCCUAAACUGGCAAGAUUUUGUGAUCCACAUGAUUACAUUGUGAUCAUGAACAAAAGCGGCGGAGGGUCGGCUCAGUUAUCGGCGAUCGGUGACUCGCACACAACAGACAACUGGAUCUGGCAAGCAAGACAUUUCGCGGAGCCCACCGCGGCGAAGAAGAGCGCAGAAGUGAGAGAACUGAUACAAGCCGUUUCUACUCAAAGACGGCUUGAUGAAUCUAGCAAUGUAUUCAUAAUACACUGCUAGGCCAGUUUUACUGCAUCCAUUAUGAAUCACACUUCACAUUUGAUGGACACAGCCAAAACGGGUGGAAAUUUUCUUUCAAGCCUUGGCCCCUCCCCAGACAGAAUGCGCUCUCCGGACAGUAUCACCACUGCUAGCCCAAAAGAUGGAACCCCAAAUUCCAGCCCACCUCUCCUCAUGUCCCCUGGGUUGUGCAGUGGGGAUGGAGGAGAUUGGGAAAGCAGAGAGGAGCUGCGCUUCCGUGAGCUGGAGGAGGCACGUGCUCGGGCUGCUCAGAUGGAAAAAACGAUGCGUUGGUGGUCUGACUGUACAGCCAAUUGGAGGGAGAAGUGGAGCAAAGUGCGUGCAGAGCGGAACAAGGCCCGGGAUGAGGUGAGGCAACUGCGACAGAGGCUGGACACUCUGACCAAAGAGCUAACUGCUGUGCGCCGUGAACGACAGGAGCUGUCCAAUGAGAAUGAGCAGCUGAGACAGGAAGUUGGCCGUCUCCGGUCAGAUAGAAACACUCUAGGAAAUGUCCAGUCUUCCCCCACCAUGGACAACAAGCUGGCUGCUGAGAGGGAACGAGAGAAUGAGGCCUUGGUAUCUCCAGAUCAAGAACCUGUCAGGGACCUGGGUUCAGAGAAGCCUGACAAGAACAAGGAGAUGGAGCUGUUGGAGUGUAUAUUGCGUUCAAAAGUGACUGAGGGUCCAGAAACCUGGGAUGGACGCAGUGCUGGUAGCCUUCGCUCUGCACUUAAUCGUCAGGACCGCAACCGGCUACAUUGGGAUGAUGUGACAAUCAUUGAGGAGGAUACCAGCAAAGUGACUGCCCUCCAGCUGCGCCUGGAUGAAUCACAGAAAGUUCUUUUGAAGGAACGAGAAGAUAAACUGAGUUUGAGCAAAAACAUCGAAAAGCUGGAAGCAGAUCUCAGCCAGUGGAAACUCAAGUAUGAGGAGCUAAACAAGUCUAAGCAAGAAGCAAUCAAGCAGCUAAAUUUGCUGAAAGAGGUCCACCAAGAUGAACUUGGGCGCAUCUCUGAAGAUCUUGAAGAUGAGCUUGGCGCCCGCUCCAGCAUGGACAAGAAGUUGGCAGAGCUGCGUAGUGAGAUGGAACGACUGCAGGCAGAAAAUGCUGCGGAGUGGGGCCGACGAGAGCGUCUGGAGACAGAGAAAUUGGCACUGGAACGUGACAAUAAGAAGCUGCGUGCACAGAUUGAGGAUCUGGAGGAGCAGCUGACCCGUAAGCGCAGGCAGGCAGCCAGCGCUCUUGACACUGACCUCAAGUCCAUACAAAGUGAACUCUUUGAAAGGAACAAGGAGCUGGCAGACAUGCGCCACAUCCACUCGAAGGUCAAGAAACAAUACCAAGAAAAAAUGGCUGAGCUGGCCCAUGCCAAUAGACGAGUUGAACAACAUGAGAGUGAGGUUAAGAAACUGCGACUACGAGUCGAGGAGCUCAAAAAGGAAUUGGCACAGGCUGAAGAUGAGCUGGAUGAGGCUCAUAACCAAACAAGAAAGCUCCAGAGGUCACUGGAUGAACAAACAGAGCAGUCAGAAAAUUUGCAAGUGCAGCUUGAACACUUGCAGUCCAGGUUACGUCGGCAGCAGAAUCCCUCACUUUUUGGUAAGAUGCGCAGCUCACGUUUUGGAACAGAAGAUCCCAGUGAACCAAGCAGUGAUCUGGAUGAGGAGGAAGGCGAAUUGCAGAUUCAGAUUCCCUAGCAGGAGCAAGAAUGCUCAUCAACUUUUUUUAGCCACAAGAUCACUAUAAUAACAUCCUUGAAUUACAUGCCCCCUGAGUGCUGGGCAGAAUGGCCUCAUUUUUCUGUAAUACAGAUCUGCACAUCUCCUAAUGCACUGCCCUUCAUUAGUCCUAAUGUUGAUGCCACUGAGUGUUUCAGCAUGUCUGGUUUUGUUUCUACCUGGGUAGAGCCUAACAGAUAUUUUAUGAAAAUCCUCUACAGCAGGUAGGACUACAAUUGUAGAGGCAUAUAUUUAGUUCAAAUUUGGUUUAAUACAGACAUUUUAUUUUGUGUCAUCACAUCAAGUGUUUUUAAUAUAAGCAGUGUUAAGAUGACUGAACCUGUCUGUGAAGGGCAAAGGCAGUUUGACAUCACCAGUGUUGGAUAUAUGGUCUACCCCUGGAUCAGCAAGAUCUGAUGAGCUGUGUACAAGUUCUCUGUACAGGUUUUACUUUCUUUUUCUUUUGACAUCAUCAAAGAUGAUCCCACAAGUGAAGAGAAUCCCAAACACAUGGCAAAUAGAGACUCCAGCACUCAGUCUAGGACUUUGGGUACAUGCCGAAUUCAUUGGGACUACAUGAAACACUGUAAACAUGACAUUCAGUGUUUUACUUGCAAUUUUUAUGAUCAUAUGUUGUAUUUAUAAAGAGCAUUGUAGAGGAACUGUCAUUGUAAUGUUUAGAGUUGUCUAUAUUUAACAGUGUUUUACUACAUUUUAUAUACUUACUUCUAUAAAUAUUUUUAUAGUAGCCAUUUACAUUGGACAUUUUGUGCAAUCCCAUGAUUUCUUGCUUUUUUGCAAUCCUAGUUUCUAGGUUCUCAAGACUUCUUAAAAUGACUUUUUUUUUACGUGCUGGUCCUGAAUUGACAGCUUAAGCAUAUAGUAGAGAAAAAUUACAGCAAACUACAGGUGUUAGCAUUUUAAUGUAAAAAAAUGCUUCUGGGUGGACUAAUGGGAUGGUUACCAGUUUGUCAAUAUUUGACUUAAUGCCCUUUAGUCAAUUUUCUCUGGUCUGUAAGAUGGCAAAUCUCACCAUGAAAGGUCCUUUUGGGGACUGUUUUCAAAAGCAAAUUGAUUUAUUGUUCUGAAGUUGCAAAGCUCGCUUUAAAAAGGCAAUCUCUAGUCACUGCCAGAGAGCAGAGGAAAGCAAGAAUUGAAAUGGCUAUGCAAGCAGUGCUAAGAUGUCCAGCAGAUCUUUAUAUUGCUUUACCAUCUCACUCCUCUUGUCCUGUGUUUAUUUUAAUAUAGUAAUUAUGUCUGAUUCAUUUUAACAUUUUAUAUAUAUAUAUAUAUAUAUAUAUAUAUAUAUAUAAUAUGUAUAUUUCAUAUCAGCAAAUUAUAAAGUGCUGCCAAGUGUGUGUGUAUUCUAUUUAGACACAGUGAUAUACACACACACAUUUCUUCUUAUUAUUUCUCCUUUGGACAUUUGGGCUGAGGUUAUGUUUUGCAAUAAAUCUUUGGCUUCCCUUGUGCGUGAAUAACUCAUAAGAGGCAGUCCAAAAAUGAAAAACUUUACAUAUUUGCAUAUCUUGCCUAGAGCUGGCUAGCAGGUAUGGGGCUAUCAAACUGGGGGGAAAGGGGCUUUGUCACUUAUAAUUUGUGACUUAUUUAUGAGAAUCUGCUUUGCAUGUGCACAGACUAACCAGUUUAUCUUUUCAUGUGCUUAAUUUAUUUAUUUAUGCUUUUGCUUGAAUAUUCAGUAGUGUUAUUGUCUUGUUUCUAUAAAGGCUAACAAUUUUGCAUUCUGUAUUUUUUCUGUGGAAGUAGUCUGCAAGGCACUGGUAGACUUAUAAUUUCAGGGGUCUCCUAAGCUUAUCAUUUCCACUAUUUUCUUCUGCUGUCUUAAAUUGUGUGUACUGUUUAUGGGUUUUAACUCCUUGCAGCCAGCAAAAUUAAACUUACUGUACGUAGUCCAGAAUAAUGUGUUCACUUGUGUAGAUAAAGAAGCAAUACUGUGAGGGAAAAUUGAAAUUUUCAAAGCA
Messenger RNA from Erpetoichthys calabaricus (reedfish), 4403 nucleotides. It is a transcript of the gene ccdc102a, whose product is annotated as coiled-coil domain containing 102A. The record is from RefSeq and is a predicted model, not a curated record. Gene Ontology annotation, cellular component: myosin complex. The coding region runs from base 721 to 2400 and encodes 559 amino acids. Lineage: Eukaryota; Metazoa; Chordata; Cladistia; Polypteriformes; Polypteridae. The transcript has 9 exons.